AUGCACUCUUACCUUAUUAAUUUUAUUAUUUUUUUAUUUAUAUAUUUUUUACCUUUAUUUUUGGCUAAAAAGGAAAUAGCUUUUCUUCAGUGUAUUUGGAGACAUGGAGAUAGGGGGCCAAGUAAACUUCCAUACCCAGGUGAUCCGUAUGACGAAAGUUUUUGGCCUAGAGGUUGGAAUCAGCUAACAAAUCUAGGAAUGCAACAAAUGAAUGAACUUGGUCAAUUUCUCAGGCAACGUUAUGUUGAGGAUUGGCCUUUUUUGAGUUCCAGUUAUGACCCUGAUGAGGUAUUUGUCCAAUCAUCAGAUUCAAAGAGAGCACUAGUUUCUGCUCAAGCACUUUUACACGGUCUAUAUCCAGUUAUAGAUCCAGAUGACCAGUUUGACCCAAAUCUGAAUUGGUUACCUAUUGCUGUGCAUUCUACAGGGGCUAAUAAUGAGGCGAGAAUAGAUUUUAUACUUUUGAAACCAACAAGUUUUGAAUGUCCCACAUAUGAAGGAAUUAAAAAAACAACAAAAAAAGAAUUAGAAAACGAAUUAAAAAUUAAAUAUAAAGAUUUAUUUGAAUUUGUGCAAAUUAAUGUUUUUAAUUCUACAAUGCCUCUAACACUGCAUCAAGUUGCUUCUUUAAAUAAUUUAAAUAGAGAGGCAAGUUUAAUUGCCCACAAUUUAACUCAACCAGCCUGGGUAGAACGUAAAUGGCCUCAGUAUGGAAAUUGGAGUACUUUAGAAUUGGUAACAGAAUUGAGACGAUUGGAACGUAUAAAUGAAUUUAAUCGUCCAGAAAUGGCUUAUUUAAUGGGUGGUUAUUUACUUGGAGAUUGGAUUAAUAGGGCGGAGAAGGUAAUAAAUUCAAAAUCUCCAAACGAAGCAGAAAAGGCCGUUCUUUAUUCUUCACAUGAUGGGACUUUACAAGCACUUCUAAGUCUAAUGGGUCAAAAAUUUGAUAAAUUGGUGCCUUAUGCUAGUACUAUUUGUAUGGAGAUAUUAAAAAAUAAUGAUACCUUUCAUAUUGAGAUGUUUUAUCGCCAUUCCGGUCUCGUCCAACAUUUAAACUUCCCAGAUUGCCCAUUAACUCAAUGCCCAGCAGAAAUUUUAAUUAAAUCGUUGAGAAGUAGAGCUAUUUUUGAAAGGAAAAGACUUUAUCAUCUUUGUGGAAGUGGAGAUGCUUAUUGUUAA
This is a messenger RNA of Meloidogyne enterolobii, 1179 nucleotides long. NCBI's taxonomy places the organism in Eukaryota, Metazoa, Nematoda, Chromadorea, Rhabditida, Meloidogynidae. The record is from the annotation of a GenBank genome assembly.